AUGUCUUUCUACUCUACUUUGAUUCAUGAUGCCGGUACCGAUAGCCACGCCCUCUUUAAGACAAUUGAUCGUCCAUUUCAAAGAAAACCUGAUAAACGUCUACCCUAUUGUUCCUCGUCAGUUUAGCUUGCUAAUAGAUUUCCGCCUUUUUCAAAGUAAAAAUGGACAACCUUCGUAGUGAGCUUCCUGAUGAUGACCUCCCUGACUAUUUUGCUGCACUUGAUACUCCUACAUAAGUUAAGCUGUAGCCUGGAGUAUUUUUCGCCCACCACUAUCCACGAACUCUCUCAAAUAGCUCGUCAAGUUGGUUCCAAAUCAAUUCGAGCUUGGUUCCUCUCCCUUCAACUCUUUUCGUCACUCAGAUCGACCUCCUUCUACCUGUUUUAUAUAACAUCGUGAACCUUUCCUUGGAAACUGGUAAUUUUCCACGAUCUCUUAAAUCUGCAGUCCUGUCACCGCUCCUUAAGAAGCCUUCACUCAACCAUGAAUUAUUACGGAAUUUUCGACCAAUGUCCAACAUCAUUAUUGUGGAUGUCCAAGAUCAUUGGAAAAGUCGUCGCUUCCCGUCAUAUUUACUAUCUUGAGCUGAAUCACCUUGGUGACCACUCCAGUCUGCGUACCAACGCUUUUACAAUUGCAAGACAGCUUUUGUCCGCAUCCAUAACGGCUUAUUACGUGCCGUAGAUAACCGAUGUUGUGUGGUUCUGCUAUUACUCGAUUUAUCGACCGCUAUUGACACUGUCGACCAUAAUUUAUUACUCAGUAGACUCGAAUCCAAGUUUUCAGUUCGUGGUAAAGCAUUGCAGUGGUUCAUAUUCUAUCUUUCUCAACGUUCUCAGUUUGACUGUAUGUAUCGACCUGGAUAAAUCCUUUUCUCCUGAAUUGAAUUGCGGCAAACCCCAAGGUUCCGUGUUGGGUCCAGUCCUCUACCUUCUCUACACAUCACCUGUGGCUGACAUUCUUCGGCAUCACAAUAUGGCUUUCCAUCUUUAUGCUGAUGACACCCAGUUAUAUGCUUCUUUCUCCUGCGACGACGACUUGGGAUUACAAAUUAUAACAUGAUAUGAGUAACAUCAAAAGAUGCCUCCAAAUACAGUCCACAGAAGGUUAGUCUUUUAUCCACUUCAUUUCGGUGCUGAUCUCAUCCAGCCCUCCCAACAUGUCAGAGACAUUGGUGCUAACUUGACUGUACUCUUUUCCCCAGGUUAAAUCCCUCUGUAAGUCAGCUUUCUAUCAAAUGCGGAACAUUGCUCGCAUUAGGAGGUAUUUAUCUCCCAAGACUACUGAGUUGCUUAUCCAUGCCUUUGUCUCCUCGAAGUUAGAUUUCUGUAAUUCUCUGCUUUAUGGCAUCCUUAAA
This is a messenger RNA of Porites evermanni, 1357 nucleotides long. Lineage: Eukaryota; Metazoa; Cnidaria; Anthozoa; Scleractinia; Poritidae. The record is from the annotation of a GenBank genome assembly.